AUGAGUUUCCUCAGUGAGCUAAAGAAACAAAAAUCAAAGUUAAAAGAAACUGAAACAGUAGUGACCAAAGUCGACGGCCAAAGAUAUUCAGAGAAAAAUUGUAAUAUAACCGCUGUUUACCCCAAUACUUUCGGUUUUGUAGUGGACACAAAACCUGACAGUACACCGGCAUUAAUUACAGACUAUUUGUACAUAGGCUCUCAAGACUGCGCAGCAGCCAACGUCAUAGACACGAACAAUAUAAAGCAUGUGCUUAGCUUAGGAAUACAUGUUGACGUUACAGUAGAUAAUAAGCAUAUAACCUGCUUAGAUUUACCAGAAACUAAUAUCAAAGAUACGUUACAUGAUUGUUUGACUUACAUUCGUAAAGCGGUGGAAUCUAAAGAGAAUAUUCUAGUACAUUGCAACGCGGGUGUGUCCCGUACCUCGAUGGUCACCAUAGCAUACUUAAUGCAUUAUGAAAGAAUGGAGUUUCAAGAUGCUUAUGCGUUGGUUAAGAGCAAAAGACCUGCUAUACAACCAAAUGAUGGGUUUAAAAAACAAUUGAAGGUUAUGACUCCAGGACAAUUGAUAUGA
Molecule: messenger RNA, 576 nt
Organism: Arctia plantaginis
Lineage: Eukaryota; Metazoa; Arthropoda; Insecta; Lepidoptera; Erebidae
Source: the annotation of a GenBank genome assembly